Uloborus diversus is the source of this 1821-nucleotide messenger RNA. RefSeq names its product CREB3 regulatory factor-like. The record is from RefSeq and is a predicted model, not a curated record. The transcript has 5 exons. Lineage: Eukaryota; Metazoa; Arthropoda; Arachnida; Araneae; Uloboridae. Gene Ontology annotation, cellular component: nucleus. The coding region runs from base 1 to 1821 and encodes 606 amino acids. Gene Ontology annotation, molecular function: DNA-binding transcription factor activity, RNA polymerase II-specific; RNA polymerase II transcription regulatory region sequence-specific DNA binding. Gene Ontology annotation, biological process: regulation of transcription by RNA polymerase II; response to unfolded protein.
AUGGAUAUGAGCCAGGUCUCUGAAUUGGCAAGAGCCCUCAUGGACUCCUGGUCGUCUGCCAGCGGGGCAGAGCUCAUGGCAAAUCCACAGACUCUCGGCGUUCAAUCUCCUGAGCAGAUAAACAAGGUCUUCGGGAAUGCAAUCAAACAAGAAUUUCCUAGCGAGUAUUCAGAGUUUCCAGGUGUUAUACCCGUGCAGGGUUAUAUGCAAGGGCAUGUUAAUCCUCAAGAGCAGGUGCCAAUGGAUGAUUACGACCCUUUAGAGUCUUUUCAGUUUUGGGACGGAGAGAACUUUUACUGCAAUCAAGAGUACGAUGCAUGCACAGGGAAUGCAUUGGGUAUGCAGACUGAUAGUGCGAUGCCCCCUCUGCAGGAAUACGUCGGCGACGACGAUAUAUCGCGAGACGAUGUGUUUCAGAUUAAGGAUUCUGAGCUAGUUCAUAAUCCCACGCUUGCAGAAUUGAAUUCUUGCAACGAAAACAUUUUCGAUUAUGUUGACGAUAACUUCUCGGCAGAGGACAAUUCUUUCCGUUUUGUAUCUGAAGGCCUGUCCAGAACAUUUGCUCCAGCCGAAACCCAUUUUGUGACGUCGCCGGUGAGUUGCAGCAUACCAAAUAACAGUUCCUUCGCAAGUGGCAUCAACUAUGUACCGUCUGGAUUUAUUGACAUCAAGCAAAACAUGCAGCCUUCUUUGUCCUCGAGUUGCCCGGUACCUUCUAGGUUUUUGCCAAAUCCGCAUUUUUUGAAUGCCUGUGAGGAGAAGUUCCUGUUGUGUCCUCAGAACAGUCCCGCUUCGGAAUCCUUUUACGCUCCAAGGAUGGAACAGUUGGACAGUAAAAGCCACAUUUCUGUAAAUAACUGUGGCGUCACUUCUCCAACUCUUUUAAAUCAGAGCAGAUUUCAGGAAAAUAAUCUCCUCUCUUCUUCUGCGCCCCCUGAUGUGACUAUGGCAUCUUUUGUCAGCAAAAUCAAAGUCGAACCUCCUUCCCAUUCGCCUGGACCCAGAAGCGUGACUGAAAGGUCACUGAGUGGAUUUUCUUCCUUAUCUUUGUCUAAUGAUGAUGAAAGUGGAAGUUUUCUGGACGAUUCCGAUCACGACGAUGAAGAUGACUUUUCUUCUGAUGAAGAUGUAUAUCAUUAUGAAAGUGAUGAAGGCCUAUCCUCCAGCUGGCCUUCGGGAAAAGAUGAGAAGUCCUGCCAGCACCGAAAACAUCGCUAUUUCUGGCAGUAUAACCUACAGUCCCGUGGUGCAAAGACCCAAAACAUUCUCCCUAAAGAUAAAUCUGAUCCUCAUCAGUUGCACGAUCCCUUCGAUCCUGUUUUUUCGGAAGAAUGCGCUUUGCCUGUGAAACAUUCUGGUAAAGCUAGAAGAGGAGAUGGAAAUGAUUUGACGCCUAACCCUUGCAAGCUAUUUAAUAUAGGCUUGGAACUUAAAAAACUGAAUAGACUGAUCUAUAACAUUAAUCCAAGUGAACAUGGGAAUGGAAAGCCAUUGUCAAGGAAGGAAAAGAAUAAACUUGCUUCCAGAGUCUGCAGGCUAAAAAAGAAAGCCCAACAUGAAGCAAACAAAAUCAAGCUUUAUGGACUACAGCAGGAACAUAAGAAGCUUCUCAGCAUCUUACUCGAAACUCGUGAAGUUUUGAGAUACAAGAUUGAAAAUCUUCAUGACAAAAAGGUGUCCAACUGCUCUAAAAAGAUUGCUACCUUUUUGGCGACUAAUGAACCUCACAAAGUUGCUGGGAAUACUGCUGUAUUUGUGAAUGAAGUUCUGGAAAGAGUUGCCAAAGGGGAAUGUGAUGGCGGUUUAGGACAAUUGAGUUAA